Molecule: messenger RNA, 1324 nt
Organism: Xenia sp. Carnegie-2017
Lineage: Eukaryota; Metazoa; Cnidaria; Anthozoa; Malacalcyonacea; Xeniidae
Product: fructose-bisphosphate aldolase-like
Exons: 3
Coding region: 104-1183 (359 amino acids)
Biological process (GO): glycolytic process; fructose 1,6-bisphosphate metabolic process
Cellular component (GO): cytosol
Molecular function (GO): fructose-bisphosphate aldolase activity
Source: RefSeq, a predicted model, not a curated record
CACUUUUCCACAAAGCUGUCGACGUUAACCACACCGUCCGAAGUGCUUUACGCUCUCCAUUUUCAACAUUAUUUCUGCAAAUUCCCUUAUUUUUUGAAAAAAGAUGGAUGCUCCACUCACACCAGAGUUAAAGAAAGAGUUAAAAAACAACGCUGAAGCUAUUGUGAAACCGGGGAAAGGUAUUUUAGCUGCUGAUGAAAGUACAGGCACGAUGGGUAAAAGAUUUAAGAAUAUAUCUGUCGAAAACACUGAAGAAAAUCGCCGUCUUUACCGACAACUUCUAUUCUCAACCGACCCGAAAGUUGCUCAGAAUAUUGGUGGCGUUAUACUUUUUCACGAAACUCUUUAUCAGAAAGCUGACGAUGGCACGCCGUUUGUGAAAAUGAUUCAAGACCUCGGUAUCCUUCCUGGUAUAAAGGUUGAUAAAGGUGUUGUACCUCUGGCUGGGACCGUGAAUGAGUGCACGACCCAAGGUUUAGAUGGUUUGGGAGAGAGAUGCGCUCAGUAUAAGAAAGAUGGCUGUCAGUUUGCUAAAUGGCGUUGUGUUUUGAAAAUUGGCCCUAAUAAUCCUUCCGAAUUGGCGAUGAAGGAGAAUGCCAACGUAUUGGCGCGAUAUGCAACUAUCUGUCAAGCCAAUGGUUUGGUACCAAUUGUUGAACCUGAAAUUCUUUGUGAUGGCGAACAUGACCUUGAAACGUGUCAAAAAGCAACGGAAGCCGUGCUGUCAGCAACGUACAAAGCUUUGAUGGAUCAUCAUGUUUAUUUGGAGGGCACAUUACUCAAGCCGAACAUGGUUACACCAGGUCAGAGUUGCUCAAAGAAAUACACACCAGAACAAAUAGGUGAAGCAACAGUCACAGCCCUUCAACGUACUGUUCCUCCUGCCGUACCUGGUAUUACCUUCCUUUCUGGUGGUCAAUCUGAAGAGGAAGCUUCAGUUAACCUUAAUGCAGUCAAUAAGCAUCCUGGGAAGAAGCCUUGGGCAUUGACCUUUUCAUUUGGACGUGCCCUUCAGGCAAGUGCCUUAAAAGCAUGGAGUGGUAAACCAGAUAAUGUGAAAGCAGGACAAUGUGAGUAUGCUAAACGAGCAUUGGCCAAUGGUGCAGCUUCAUGUGGAAAAUAUACUGGCAUUGAAAGCCUUGCUGGAAGUCAAAAGACUUUUGAAGCCAACUAUGCUUAUUGAAAACUUUAUACUGCCUAUAUCAUAUCUUGAAGAAAAACAAAAAUUCUGGGCAGUCAUUAGGCUAAGAUAAAUUAUUGCAACAUUAAACUGAAACUGUGCUUAUAUACGAACUAGUAGUCAAUAAAUGAAUUCUUGAAUUUC